Molecule: messenger RNA, 2251 nt
Organism: Effrenium voratum
Lineage: Eukaryota; Dinophyceae; Suessiales; Symbiodiniaceae
Source: the annotation of a GenBank genome assembly
CAACGCUCUGCAGCUCGACGCCGUGCGGCGAUGCCCCGACCACAGUCUCUUUGAUGUGCUGAUGAGCCUGUUCAAGCGCUCUGUGAAUGUGGACCAGGACGGCAUUGGGUGGAUUCCCGUGCUCCUGCGCCCAGGCCGCGCCGCGCCUGGGCUGAAGGGGCGGAUCUUCUCCGGCAUCGGUCGGGUGCCCGCACAGGAGGCGCCUGCCAAAAAGCGCAAAGGCAAUGAGGGCGCCGUGGAUUCCGCUCGGGCAGAGUUCAUGAAGCAGCUGCCGCCGGAGAUUCGCAAGGAGAUCGAGAUGGGGGUCCCAGACACGCUUGUGGGGCGCUCUGCAUUUGCCUUCAAGAAGUUGGUCCGCUACAUUGCGCGGCAUCGCCUUGGAACCGUCGAGCUGGACAUCAAGAACUCGUUCUUCCAGCUCUUGAACCGACAGAAGCCGCUGCCGCCCAUCAUGGCGGAGUACCUGGACCACCGUGAGGAGAAGCUCGCGCAGAUCGGCCGCGUGCUCUUCCACAAGCUGCCCGAGGCCCGCCGGCGCAGCGUGGCGAAGGAGCUGAUGAUUGCCCUGGGCUUUGGGGGUGGUUUCGCAAACUGGACGAGCAAGGUGCUGCAGGACAUACCCUUGGCUUCGGAUGAGGGGGAGCGCGGCGAGGUGGCUGCUUGGCUCUACGGCUUCGAGACGGCGGCGCGCCUCUACCACGUGGCCGUUUUUGAGCUGCUGCCACAGAAGGCCAAGGACUGGCACAUGGAGCAGGGCCGCUCCACUGCCUCGGGGGCCUUUGCCCUGUACGCCCACCACGAGAGGUUGCAGAUGGAGAAGAUGGCGGCGGCAGCGGGCAGGGCCUUCAACGACCACCAGCACGACGGCAUCGGGGCCCUCCGCUCCGCGAGCGAGGCCGUGAAGCGAGCCGUGGAUGUCGAGGUGGUCGUGCACGAGCUGGAGGACCCGUGGGCAUACGCGGCGGCGAAGUACCCCAACUUGGAUUGGAGACUCAAGUCGAAGAUGGAGUUCUCCGGGUACCACCAACUGCUCCAGCGCUGCAGGCAGCACGUCAUACUUGGACGGGCGAGGGCAAACACCGUGGACUUUGCGAAGCUGGCGGCGGCGAAGCUGGUCCCGGUCGUACACGUUCCGGUGGAGGGGGGUGAGAAGAGGACCACCUACGAAAGCUUCGAGAAGGGAGGCUUCUGGCUGGUGCGAAACCGGGACGACUUGGGCCAGACCGUGGAAGACCUGAUGAACAAGAUGUGUUGCCCGGUCUUCGAGACAGCCGAUGAGAACUACGUGCCGCCGCCGCCCCUCAACGAUAAUGCCUUCUUCACCGGUCUGUCCUCGUCCGUUCUGGGGCGUCUGGCAGGCCCGCAGAUGGCGGACCUCGACGGCGACGAGACACGGCACAAAAUCCUCUUUUGCGACGGCAUGCUCUACGAUUUCAAGGAGCGUGUCCUCCGAUCACCGAUCCCCGCCGACCGCAUGGGCUUCCACGCAAAGGCGACCUCAGAGAUGUGGCAGCCGAGCAAGGCGACCAAGCUCUUCGAGCGCAUCCUGGCUUUCUUGAAGGAGCAUGUGGAGACGGGGGUGUGUCUGCUCGAGGCCAGCGAGAAUGGCAAACAGGUCAUCGAGUGCUUCGAGGAAUUGGAGCAGGACGGGUGCGAGAUCCUCCGCCACAUGAAGGUGUACGGGGACUGGGACUCCGGCCAUCUCCGCGACGCCGCGGUUCUGCGAGAUGUACUACAUCUGGGAAGCCAGGAUUCCGGGAAGGACACCAAGGUGAAGAUGUUGCACGCCUUCCUCGGUCACGGCAAGGACAACUACGGGGUGCAGCUUCCGGGAAACUAUGUGGUGCAACAGACUCGCUACCUGACCGCGAAGGACGGACCCGCGCCUUACCAUGCAAGGACUCUAGGCAAGCGGCUGGCCUGGGCCAGUGAAGUCCCCGAGCACUACUCGUUGGCGGAUGACUUCAUCAUCCGCCAACGAGAGCGAGCCGUGGAUGGCCUCAAGACCCGGAUAAACCGAGGAGAGUUCAACAAGUACAUCUUCUUCCUUGCGGCAAAUCUCGUGGACUCGUUGGAGAUGGAGUACAACCCAGGCACCGAGAUCAAGCCGCAGCCACCGGAGAUGAAGAUGAGCGCCAUGGACCUGGCCCCAUGCGCAGACAAGGACGAGGAGGCCAAACCCGAGGCCUUCAUGACAGAGAUGUGUGAGCUGGUGCCCUUGAAGGAAGCAAAAGCCUCCACACGGAGCUGA